Messenger RNA from Helobdella robusta, 702 nucleotides. RefSeq lists its product as hypothetical. Lineage: Eukaryota; Metazoa; Annelida; Clitellata; Rhynchobdellida; Glossiphoniidae. The transcript is spliced from 3 exons. The coding region runs from base 1 to 702 and encodes 233 amino acids. Gene Ontology annotation, molecular function: catalytic activity. The record is from RefSeq and is a predicted model, not a curated record.
AUGUCGUGCACUUUUUAUAAAAAAUUUUCUGUCUACAUUGAACAGGAUUGGACACAAGUUGAAUCUCAUUUCAUGGAAUAUGAAAAAAUAAGACCACCAAACUCUGACCCCUCCAAUUUAAUUCAAAAACUUGACCUCGCUUUAUCUAGUCUUAAAACCAAUUCUAAAGUUUACCUUGUCGGCGAUUUCAACUUAGAUCUCUCAAAGGCCUGCUCUGAUAAACUCGUUGCUUCCUUUUCCGAUUUACUGGCUUCCUUCAACUUUGUUCCUCUUAUAUCUCAGCCUACCAGAGUGACUCAUUCUUCCUCUUCUAUAAUAGACAAUAUCUUCACAAGCAAUCUAUCUCAUCACAUUUCUGGUAUUCUUUUACAUGACUUUUCCGACCAUUUUCCUAUUUUCGCUUUAUGUCCAAAUCAUUGUUUCCCCAUUCCAACAGCUCCAAUUAAACUUCGUAGAAAUCUCUGUCCUGAUUCUCUUAGGAAAAUCAACCUCCAACUUUCUGUCCAAGACUGGUCAUCUGUCACUACUCAAGAUAAUAUUAAUACAUGCUGCUCUACGUUUUAUGCCAUUCUUUUCUAUAUUCUGGACUCCGUUUCCCCUCUGCUUCCAAAUCCCAACCGCACGGUACAGCCUAUGGACGAUCAUGUCGAUGUGCUCAUUCCAUUUCAGAUCACUUUGUAUAACAAUUACCAAAAAUUUUAA